Messenger RNA from Malus domestica (apple), 3832 nucleotides. RefSeq lists its product as uncharacterized. The record is from RefSeq and is a predicted model, not a curated record. Gene Ontology annotation, molecular function: DNA helicase activity. NCBI's taxonomy places the organism in Eukaryota, Viridiplantae, Streptophyta, Magnoliopsida, Rosales, Rosaceae. Gene Ontology annotation, biological process: DNA repair; telomere maintenance.
AUGGGAGUACACGUGGAUGAAAGAAUAAAUAUCGGUGGCCGUGGGAUUUACACAUUUCGUGCUCAAGGUGCAUUAUAUCAUAAGAUUGGUGGACUUUUACCACAUGAAGGAAAUAGACCGCGAUUUUUACAAGCUUAUAUAUAUGACACUGAGCAUGAAGUUGAAAACCGAAUGUGUGAAAGUGAAGUUUUAGAUAGAUGUGUGGUUGAAAAGAUACAACAGAUGUUGAACAACCAUAAUCCUUUUGUUCAUACAUUGCGAAGCCUCAGACAACGCCAAGAUUUGCCGAAUUGCAAGUUGAUCCUAAAAGAGCAACCAAUAGAUCGGCGUCAGUAUAGUCUACCAUCAGCAUCACAAGUUGCAGCAAUUAUAAUAGAUGGAGAUGAUGCCACCAUUGCAAAUGGAAGGGAUAUCGUGGUGGAGACAAUUAGUGGAAGACUUUCUCACGUCCGAGACUAUGUCGGAUUUUAUGAUCCGUUACAGUAUCCACUAUUGCUACCUUACGGUACAUAUGGUUGGGAUGUUAAUAGUCGUGAUGAUGGUGGAAGAGCAAUAACAUGUUGCGACUAUUAUGAUAUGUUACAGAUACGCCAUAAUGGAUCAUCACUUUUGCUUCGAGGUGGGCAUCUCUUGCAACAAUAUGCUGUAGAUAACUACAUUAAAAUUGAAUCACAAAAACUUCGAUGGCUGCGUUCUAAUCAAGCCACAGUUAGAGCGGAUCUCUAUAAAGGACUUGAAGACUCUUUAAAUGCAGGUCAACACAAUGCAGGUAGCAUUGGGCGUAGAAUUAUUUUACCAUCAUCAUUUGUUGGAAGCCCACGUGACAUGUACCAACGAUAUCAAGAUGCAAUGACUUUGGUUCAAAGAUUCGGAAAGCCAGAUCUUUUUAUUACCAUGACAUGUAACCCAAGUUGGGAAGAAAUCAAAAGUGAAUUACUCGCUGGACAAACUCCACAAGAUCGUCCUGACUUACUCACUAGAGUAUUUCGUGCAAAACUUGAGCAACUAAAAGAAGACAUCAUUGAAAAGGGUGUACUGGGCAGUAUUGUUGCCUACACAUACGUUAUUGAGUUUCAGAAACGUGGUCUUCCACAUGUGCAUAUGUUGGUGGUGUUAGAUGAAAAUGAUAAGAUCAAUAACCCAGAUGAGUAUGACCGAAUUGUUAGAGCUGAAAUACCAAACGAAGACGUAGAGCCUCAACUUUACAAUGUGGUGUUAAAGCAUAUGAUUCAUGGCUCGUGUGGGAUUCAUAAUCCUCAAUCUCCAUGUAUGAAAAAUGGGAGCUGUAAAAGAAAGUAUCCCAAACCAUUUGCACCAGUCACUGUUCAAGGGAAUGAUUCGUAUCCAAUUUAUCAAAGGCGAGGAAAUCGAUUGCCCGUCUCUCUUGAUCGACAAGGAAACAUAAUGGUUGAUAAUAGUUGGGUCAUUCCAUAUAAUCCAUGGUUGCUGUUAAGGUAUGAUUGUCACAUCAAUGUUGAAAUUUGUGCAAGCAUAAAAAGUGUCAAGUACUUAUAUAAGUAUGUUUACAAAGGCCCAGAUAGAGUGACAGUCGAAGUGCAAUCAGACCCUGAAUACGAUGAAAUAAAGCAGUUUCAGGAUGCAAGAUGGGUUUGCGCACCAGAGGCAUUAUGGAAGAUAUUCAAGUUCAUUAUUAAUCGAAUUUACCCAUCUGUUGAGCGAUUGCAAAUACAUCUUCCUAAUAUGCACCAAGUUCAGUUUCGUGCCGACGAGAGCAUAAUAAAUAUUCUACAUGAUGAGAGUACAAGAAAGACAAUGUUAACUGAAUUUUUUACACUUAAUCAUGUGGAUGCAGAAGCGCGACGGUACUUAUACAUGGAAAUCCCAUCACAUUACAGAUGGAUUCAAGCUCAAAGAAAGUGGUCUAAAAGAAUGAAUCGUUACAAGGUUAUUGGACGAAUAUAUGCAGUUUCACCUGCUGAAGGUGAAAAUUUUUACCUUCGGAUUCUUCUUAAUCAUGUUAGAGGACCAACAUCUUUCACAAACUUGAGAACAGUUAAUGGGGUUUUGCAUCCAACAUUUAAGCAGGCAGCAGAACAACGAGGUUUGUUAGAAAGAGAUGACAGUAUUCGACAAUGUUUGGUAGAGGCCUCCACAAUUCAGAUGCCGUCGGCUUUAAGAAGAUUAUUCGUCACCAUAUUGGUAUAUUGUGCACCCAUUGGUGUUCGAGGGUUAUGGGAUGAGUUCUAUCCAUUCAUGAUAGAAGAUUAUGUUUCCAUGACUAACAUAACUCCCACACUUGCUACCAACAGACUCUUGCGUGAGUUGAACAUACUUUUGGUUCAAUUUAAUAAGAGUACAAACGAGUUUGAUUUGCCCCAAAUGACAAGAGGAAAUGAAUCAAGUUCAGGAAUGACAAGAUGCAUUGAAGAUGAGAUAUCCAUAGGUAUUCCACAACAAGAUCUUGAUGCAAUUGAACGUUUAAAUGAUGACCAAAGAAGUGCGUUUAACAUAAUAAUGGGUGCAGUCAACGAUCAGAGAAUGCAACUUUUUUUUGUGGAUGGUCCCGGUGGAACUGGAAAAACUUACUUAUAUCGCGCAUUGUUAGCAAGCUUGAGAAGGUUGGGGCACAUAGUAUUAGCAACAACAUCAUCUGGAAUAGCAGCUACGAUAUUGCCUGGUGGGAGGACAGCACAUUCUAAAUUCAAGAUACCACUUAGUCUUGAUGCAUCAUCGAUGUGUUCGAUUGGUAAGCAAUCUGAUUUAGCAAAGCUAAUACAAAAGGCAAAGGCAAUUAUCUGGGAUGAAGCAACAAUGACGCAUUGUCAUGCAUUUGAAGCACUCGAUCGAACGUUCAGAGACCUAAUAGAUAUUGACUUACCAUUUGGGGGGAAAAUAAUGAUAUUUGGGGGAGAUUUCCGACAAGUUCUUCCUGUUAUCCGGAAAGGAACCAAGUCUGAACUAAUCCAAGCAAGUGUUGUUAAGGCAUCAUUUUGGUCACAGGUAAAGAUUUUAAAACUCAAACAAAACAUGAGAUCCAUAAAUGAUCGUGAAUUUUCAGAAUUUUUACUUCGUGUUGGUGAUGGGAGUGAAGAUGUUAUUAUGGAUGAUAUGGUAAAACUACCUGAAUGCAUGGUGAUACCAUGGGAGAGUGAGCAUUCCAUUAAUCAAUUAAUUGCCAAAAUCUUCCCUGACUUACAGGAUCAUAUGAAUGAUGCAACCUACAUGGUGGAAAGGGCAGUGGUAAGCAUAACAAAUGAAGAUGUAAAUGAAAAGAUAAUCAAUAUGUUUCCAGGUUUAGAAGAGACAAUGUAUUCAUUUGAUUCAGUUGAGGAUGAUGAAAGGAAUUUGUAUCAGCCAGAGUUCUUGAAUUCAAUCUCACUUGGUGGUUUGCCUCCGCACAAGUUAACUCUGAAAAGAGGUGCUCCAAUCAUGCUUUUAAGGAAUAUUGAUCCGAAAUUGGGAUUGUGUAAUGGUACAAGAUUAUUGUGUCGUGGUUCUUACCGAAAUCUUAUUGAUGCUGAAAUUCUGACUGGACAAUUUGCCGGAUCCAGAGUUUUCUUACCAAGAAUCCCUCUCAAAAGUACUGAUACUGCUGGGCUUCCAUUUGAACUUACAAGAAAGCAGUUUCUAGUGAAACUAAGUUUCUCUAUCACUAUAAACAAAUCUCAAGGUCAGACAAUACCACAUGUAGGCGUUUACCUUCCAGAUCACGUCUUCAGUCAUGGACAAUUAUAUGUGGCUUUAUCGAGGGGGGUCUCAAAGUCAACCACAACUGUGUUAGUAAAAAAUGGCUCCAUAGUCGGCCAACAAGGUGUAUUUACACGGAAUGUAGUAUACAAAGAAGUCUUGCUUCAUUCCAGCUAAUUAUGGU